Molecule: messenger RNA, 5898 nt
Organism: Xyrauchen texanus (razorback sucker)
Lineage: Eukaryota; Metazoa; Chordata; Actinopteri; Cypriniformes; Catostomidae
Product: titin-like
Exons: 25
Coding region: 1355-5056 (1233 amino acids)
Biological process (GO): cell surface receptor signaling pathway
Molecular function (GO): transmembrane signaling receptor activity
Source: RefSeq, a predicted model, not a curated record
AGAAAAACAACCAUCUCUGCAGCAAUCCACCAAUCAGGCCUUUAUGGUAGAGUUGCCAAAAGGAAGCCACUCCUCAGUAAAAGGCACAUGACAGCCCGCCUGGAGUUUGCCAAAAGGCACAUGAAGGACUCUCAGACAAUGAGAAACAAAAUUCUCUGGUCUGAUGAAACAAAGAUUGAACUCUUUGGGCAUGAAUGUCAAGCAACAUGUCUGGAGGAAACCAGGCACCGCUCAUCACCUGGCCAAUACCAUACCUACAGUGAAGCAUGGUGGUGGCAUCAUCAUACUGUGGGGAUGUUUUUCAGUGCCAGGAACUGGGAGACUAGACAGGAUCGAGGGAAAGAUGAAUGCAGCCAUGUAAAGAGUCAUCCUUGAUGAAAACCUGCUCCAGAGUGCUCUGGACCUCAGACUGGGUUAAGGUUCAUCUUCCAACUGGACAACGACACUAAGCCCUCAGCCACGAUAACAAAGGAGUGGCUACUGGACAUCUGACUUCCUCACCUGGGGUCACAAGUUCAAAUCCAGGGUGUGCUGAGUGUCUCCAGUCAGGCUUCCUAAGCAACCAAAUGGCCUGGUUGCUAGGGUGUGUAGAGUCACGUUCAACCUCAUGGUUGCUAUAAUGUGCUUCUUGCUCUUGGUGGGGCGCGUGCUGAGAUGUACAUGGAUGCUGCAGGAAAUAGUGUGAGCCUCAAGGUCCCCGUGGUAACUCACUCAACAAGCCAUGUGAUAAGAUGCACGGACUGCGGUCUCAGACGGGCAACUGAGAUUCUUCCUCCACCACCUGGAUUGAGGCGAGUCACUGUGCCACUAGAAGGACCUAGAUCGAAUUGGGAAUUGGGCAUUCCAAAUUGAGGAGGAAAAAAAAUUCACAAAAGUCACUAUUUCUUUCGUUUUAUUCAUGCUGUCAUUCUUUGAUUCCUUUCUGUCUACAUUUGACUUUCUUCUGGACAGUGAUCGAGUUUAAUGUGUUUGUUUGUUUCUAAGGUUCUGGUGUGAAGACAGAUUCAGAGACAGAAGGAGAAGAUAUUUCACAAGGAACUCAGAACAUGUUGUGUUAGCAGAUCUGGUGCAGCAGUUUCACACUGUUGUCUUGAUGGGUCAAACUUUCAGCAUCUUCUUUAACUCCCUUUAACGGCCUGAUACUGAGAGAGUUUAAGAGAGUUUUCAUUGUCAUCAAACACACUCAGAACUCGCAGACAAAAAGAGUUCAGAGGAAUAGAGGUUGUGGUUUCAGCUCUGUGGGUUUCAUCUAUUUCCAUUAUGUGUGUAAGGUCAGUGUGAAAUGACGUUUGAACACAGGAAGUGUUUGGUUUAGACUCAAAGCACUUUACAAACAGUUCAUUAAAGUGACAGUAUGGAGUCAAGUGUGCUGCCUCUAAUACUCUUGCUGAUGUGUUACACCUACUCUGAUCAAACUCCAGGUUCUGAGGAGAAGACAAAUUCAGAGACAGACUCAGCGACAGAUUUAGAGACAGAAAGAGAUGAUCAUUUAGGUCCUGAGGAGAAGACAAAUUCAGAGACAGACUCAGCGACAGAUUUAGAGACAGAAAGAGAUGAUCAUUUAGGUCCUGAGGAGACAGAUUCAGGGACAGGAGGAGGAUCUAAUUCACAAAAUAAACCUGUUCUGACUGUAAAUCCUGAAACAUCACCGAUAUUCAGAGGAGAGACUGUCACUCUCACAUGUGACGUACAGGGGACAGAAGUGACAGACUGGACAUACAGAUGGUUUUGUGAUGGUGUUUAUGUUCAAUACUCUAAUGAGAGAGAGUACACGAUUACUCUACAAAACACCAAGACCUGCAAGUGUGAAAGAAGCAGAACAUCUCAUCAGAGCAGCUCUCACUGGAGUAAUGAAGUGACUCUCACUGUGAUUGAUGAACCUGUUCUGACUGUAAAUCCUAAAACAUCACCGAUAUUCAGAGGAGAGACUGUCACUCUCACAUGUGACGUACAGGGGACAGAAGUGACAGACUGGACAUACAGAUGGUUUUGUGAUGGUGUUUAUGUUCAAUACUCUAAUGAGAGAGAGUACACGAUUACUCUACAAAACACCAAGACCUGCAAGUGUGAAAGAAGCAGAACAUCUCAUCAGAGCAGCUCUCACUGGAGUAAUGAAGUGACUCUCACUGUGAUUGAUGAACCUGUUCUGACUGUAAAUCCUGAAACAUCACCGAUAUUCAGAGGAGAGACUGUCACUCUCACAUGUGACGUACAGGGGACAGAAGUGACAGACUGGACAUACAGAUGGUUUUGUGAUGGUGUUUAUGUUCAAUACUCUAAUGAGAGAGAGUACACGAUUACUCUACAAAACACCAAGACCUGCAAGUGUGAAAGAAGCAGAACAUCUCAUCAGAGCAGCUCUCACUGGAGUAAUGAAGUGACUCUCACUGUGAUUGAUGAACCUGUUCUGACUGUAAAUCCUGAAACAUCACCGAUAUUCAGAGGAGAGACUGUCACUCUCACAUGUGACGUACAGGGGACAGAAGUGACAGACUGGACAUACAGAUGGUUUUGUGAUGGUGUUUAUGUUCAAUACUCUAAUGAGAGAGAGUACACGAUUACUCUACAAAACACCAAGACCUGCAAGUGUGAAAGAAGCAGAACAUCUCAUCAGAGCAGCUCUCACUGGAGUAAUGAAGUGACUCUCACUGUGAUUGAUAAACCUGUUCUGACUGUAAAUCCUGAAACAUCACCGAUAUUCAGAGGAGAGACUGUCACUCUCACAUGUGACAUACAGGGGACAGAAGAGACACACUGGACAUACAGAUUUCAGUGUGAUGGUGUUUAUCAAUAUUCUCAUGUUCAAGAAUCUAAUAAGAAAGAGAUCAAGAUUCCUGCAAGUUACAGCGGUUACAGCAUAAGAUGCAAGUGUUUCGCUAGAAGAACAUCUACACAAUUCAACACUGACUGGAGUAAUGAAGUGUCAUUUCGUGUCAUCGAUAAACCUGUUCUGACUGUAAAUCCUGAAACAUCACCGAUAUUCCGAGGAGAGACUGUCACUCUCACAUGUGAUGUACAGGGGACAGAAGAGACAGACUGGACAUACAGAUUUCAGUGUGAUGGUGGUUAUAGUGUUUAUCAAGACUCUAAUGAGAAACAGUUCAAGUUUACUGCAAGUUACAUAAGAUACAGUAAAUGCAAGUGUUACGCUACAAGAACAUCUACACAAAUCAGCACUGACUGGAGUGAUGAAGUGUCAUUUCGUGUCAUCGAUAAACCUAAACCUGUUCUGACUGUAAAUCCUGUAACAUCACCGAUAUUCAGUGGAGAGACUGUCACUCUCACAUGUGACGUACAGGGGACAGAAGAGACAGACUGGACAUACAGAUUUCAGUGUGAUCGUGAUGUUCAAGACUCUAAUGAGAAACAGUUAAAGUUUACUGCAAGUUACAGCAGAUACAGCAGAACAUGCUGGUGUUCCGCUACAAGAACAUCUACAAAAUUCAGCACUUCCUGGAGUGAUGAAGUGUCAUUUACUGUCAUCGAGAGACCAAAACCUGAAGUGCGUGUAAAUCCAGAUCAUCAUGUGUUCAGAGGAGAGACAGUCACUCUCACAUGUGACAUACAGACACAAACACACACUGAGUGGAGAUACAGCUGGAUUAAAGAUGAUUCAGUCAAUCCAGUCAACUCUGAAUCCAGUGAUGCUGCAGGAACUAAAACAAUCAGAUCAGUGAAAGUCUCUGAUGGAGGACAGUACAGAUGCAGAGCACAAAGAGGAAACUACGACACACAGUUCAGUAACACAGUUCAAGUAACAGUUGAAGACUCAAAGCUCAAUCCUGAACUCACAUCAGAUACUGCAGGAGCUGCACUGACAGGAAACACGGUGACUCUGAUCUGUCACAUGACUCAGACCGCUGGAUGGGACUUUUACUGGUACAAACACACACAGAACUCUGAGAAAAACAAGACAGAAACAAACUCCUACAGAGUCCAUAUUGAUUCAGUGUCUGAUGGAGGUCAGUACUGGUGUAGAGCUGGAAGAGGAGAAUCAGUUUACUACACAAACUACAGUGAUGCAUUGUGGGUCAAUGUCACAGCUCAACGUCCCUCAGUGUUUCUGAUCAUCAGUCCCAGCAGAAGUCAACACUUCUCAUCUCACUCUCUCUCUCUGAACUGUGAGGAUCACAAUAACUCCACUGGAUGGACAGUGAGAAGAAACACAGACAGUGAGAGAAUGAAAGAUUGUUCAUCUACAGGAUCUACAUGUGAAAUCAGCUCCCUUAAAACAUCUGACACUGGAGUGUACUGGUGUCAGUCUCAAUCUGGAGAACACAGUCCUCAUAUUAACAUCACAGUACAUGAUGGUGAUGUGAUUCUGGAGAGUUCUGUUCAUCCUGUGAUUGAGGGAGAUACUCUGACUCUACACUGUUUACAUCGAUCUACAAACUCCUCAAUCCUCACAGCUGAUUUCUAUAAAGAUGGAUCACUCCUCCAGAAUCAGACGACAGGAGAGAUGAGCAUCCCUACUGUCUCAAAGUCACAUGAGGGUUUCUACUCCUGUAAACACGGAGAGAGAGGACAGUCACCCGAGAGCUGGAUCUCAGUCACAGACCGUUCAUCUUCUCAUCUGGUGAUUUGGGUGGUUGUGGGUCUGAGUGUCGCCGUGUUACUCCUCAUCUCACUGAUCCUGCUGUGGAGAUACAAACACAACAAAGAUCAGCAGUGUAUCAACCAACAGACAUCAGUUCAGAAUCAGAGGACACGACCUGGAGAAUCCCCGACAGAAAACUGUCCUCUACAGUCUGGUUGUGAUCCCAUUUAUGAUGAAGUGGAAACAAACUAUAAGAAAAGCACAGGGGCAUCAGCAGAUGAGGUCACAUAUUCAGAGCUCACUAUUAAAAACAAGAUAUCUGUGGAUAAAGAUGCUGGAAAAAGAGAUGUUUUAAUUGAGAUGAAAACUGAGGACAAUCAAAGAGGGAAAAGCAGUGAGUGUGAAGACACUGUUUACUCUGAUCUGAAGCAGAACACAGACAGAGGUGGCAGUGCUGGAGUCGAUGCAACUUAUGCUCAAGUUUUUAAUCACCGAAAGAAAAAAACCUGCAAGAAUUGAUCAAGUUUAUUUUAAAAUACACACAUUUACAUGUAGAAGAAACGCUGAAAUCAAUCAAUGAUCAGAUCAUUAAUUAAAAAAGACACCUGACAAGACAAAACUGGAUUUCCAUGAGAUUUUGAGAUGUUUUUUAUCCAGUCUUGACGUCAACAUGUAAUGAGAGAAUGCCGUUAAAUGCCUUUACAUGCAAAAGUUCGGAUCAUGUUUCUUGUAUUUUGUGUCGGGAAGUUUGUACACAAACCUUCUGCUUUUAUAAUGCGCUUAUUUUAAAUGUGUGUUUAAUAGUGCAACAUUUAUUGUAGUUGGGACACUUUCUUGUUUAAGUUCAGAAUUUGCUCUUUCAUGUAAAUUGUAAACUAACUCUUACAUUAUAAACCUGCGUAUGUGUGUUUCUAUAAUGUCAGUGUAACUAUAUUCACCUUUAAAUUAAUGAAUUACAUUUUCUGUCUGUUCUGCAGCGCCUCAAAGUUACAAGAAUCACUUUAACUUUAAUAUCAGUAAUAUUUUCAUCAGUUAAACACAGUCUUCAUGUCUGUGUCGAAGAUGUGCCGUAUUUAUGAGGAUUUUGCCAAGAGAAUAAGACUUUUAUUUAAGGUUUAUUUUUCAUGAUUUUGGAUCAGUUGAUUGUUUUUGUGUCAUUUUGAUGUAAAAAAACAAACAAACGUGAUGUUCUUCUCAUGAGCAUUUAUCACAUUUAAAAUAGAGGGACCGUUUUUAACCCUGGGUUAAUAUAAUCUGGGGUUAUAUUGUUAUUGCCUUUAUUGUCCAGAAGAUGGUGUCAAUGUAUCAGCUUUUAUAUUAAUCCUGAAAAGUUUCUGAACUGCUUUAAACUGUUUAUGAAA